AAAGCUCUCUCCCUCUCUCUCUCUCUCUUCAUUUUCCCACUGUCUCACUCUCCCCCCACCCUCCCCGCUCCCAAAACCAAUACCUCGGCUAAAUUUUGCGGCACCACGGUGCGUCUGUCAGAUCUGAUCCUCCAGCCGCGAGAUCCGCCUCCCGAAAACCCUAAUUAUCCACUCUACCGCCAUGGAGGAGGCGUUGGAGAUGGCUCGUGCGAAGGACACCAAGGAGAGGAUGGCCGGCGUGGAGCACCUCCACCAACUUCUGGAAGCUUCCAGGAAGAGCCUAUCGUCGUCGGAUGUCACCUCGCUGGUCGACGUCUGCUUGGAUCUCUUGAAGGACAACAAUUUUAGGGUUUCUCAGGGGGCUUUGCAGGCAUUGGCCUCCGCCGCCGUGCUCUCCGGGGACCACCUCAAGCUUCACUUCAAUGCGCUUGUGCCUGCCGUUGUUGAGCGAUUGGGCGAUGGCAAGCAGCCAGUUCGCGACGCUGCCCGCCGCCUUUUGCUCACUCUCAUGGAGGUUUCUUCUCCUACUAUAAUUGUUGAAAGGGCAGGGUCUUUUGCCUGGACACACAAAAGCUGGAGAGUACGAGAAGAGUUUGCACGGACUGUAACAUCUGCAAUUGGUCUUUUUGCAUCUACCGAGCUUCCUCUUCAGCGGGCUAUUCUACCUCCAAUUUUGCAAAUGUUGAAUGAUUCAAAUCAUGGUGUUAGAGAAGCAGCUAUAUUGUGCAUUGAGGAGAUGUAUACACAGGCUGGAUCUCAGUUCCGUGAUGAACUUCAGCGGCAUCACCUUCCUACUUCUCUGGUAAAAGACAUUAAUGCCAGGCUAGAGAGGAUUGAACCGAAGAUUCGAUCAUCAGAUGGAAUUUUGGGUAAUUUUGUAACUGGUGAUAUGAAGCCUGCCAGUAUUAACCCAAAGAAAAGCAGUCCAAAAGCCAAGAGUUCCACUCGUGAGAUUUCUCUCUUUGGAGGGGAGAGCGAUAUAACUGAGAAACCUAUAGAACCUGUCAAAGUUUAUUCAGAAAAGGAACUUGUUAGGGAAUUUGAGAAGAUUGCUUCAACUCUUGUGCCAGAAAAAGAUUGGCCUGUCCGCAUUGCCGCCAUGCAGAGAGUUGAGGGUCUGGUUUAUGGAGGUGCUGCUGACUACCCUUGUUUCCGUGGACUUCUAAAGCAACUUGUUGGCCCAUUAAGCACACAGUUGUCAGAUCGAAGGUCUAGCAUAGUAAAGCAGGCUUGCCAUCUGUUGAGCUUUCUAUCAAAGGAGCUCCUGGGAGAUUUUGAGACGUGUGCUGAGAUGUUCAUUCCAGUCCUUUUCAAGCUUGUUGUGAUAACCGUACUUGUAAUUGCAGAGUCUGCAGAUAACUGUAUAAAAACGAUGUUGCGUAACUGCAAAGUUGCCCGUGUGCUUAUUCGAAUAGCUGAUUGUGCAAAGAAUGACCGUAGUGCGGUUCUCCGUGCAAGGUGCUGUGAAUAUGCGCUUCUGAUACUAGAAUAUUGGGCAGAUGCACCAGAAAUACAGCGAUCAGCUGACUUGUAUGAAGAUCUUAUAAAGUGUUGUGUCGGGGAUGCAAUGAGUGAGGUACGAUCAACUGCAAGAACUUGCUACAGAAUGUUUGCAAGGACCUGGCCAGAGCGUUCACGGCGCUUGUUUUCAUCCUUUGAUCCAGUUAUUCAAAGGAUAAUAAAUGACGAGGAUGGUGGGAUACAUAGACGACAUGCUUCUCCUUCUCUUCGUGAGAGAAGUACACAUUUGUCAUUUACUCCUCAAGCAUCCGCCCCUUCAAGUUUACCUGGGUAUGGAACUUCUGCAAUUGUUGCAAUGGACAGAAGUUCAAGCUUACCCUCUGGGACAUCUCUCUCUUCUGGACUGCUUUUAUCACAGGCAAAGUCUCUCGGUAAAGGUAGUGAACGUAGUCUAGAAAGUGUUCUGCAUGCAAGCAAACAGAAGGUCACUGCUAUUGAAAGCAUGCUUAGAGGUGUGGAUGUAUCUGAGAAGCAAAAUCCUUCAACUCUUCGAUCAUCUAGUUUGGAUCUAGGAGUUGACCCUCCAUCAUCUCGUGAUCCUCCAUUCCCUCUUGCUGUCCCUGCUUCAAAUAGUCUUGCAAACUCAUUAGCUGAAGAGUCGACCACUUCUCGUACUGCUAAAGUUGGCAACCGAAAUGGUGGUUUGGUUUUAUCUGAUAUCAUCACUCAAAUUCAAGCUUCCAAAGACUCGAGUAAAUUACCAUUUCGCAGUAGUGCUGCGAGUGAGCCAUUGUCAGCACUUUCAUCAUACUCGGCUAAAAGAGGGCCUGAAAGACUGCAAGAAAGAGGCUCCAUUGAAGAAAACACUGACAUUAAGGAUAAUAGGCGGUAUAUGAACCCUCACAUUGAGAGGCAAUACUUGGAUACUCCCUAUAAAGAUUCAACUUUUAGAGAUACUCAGAACAGCUACAUUCCAAAUUUUCAGAGGCCACUUUUGAGAAAGAAUGUAGCUGGAAGAAUGUCUGCUGGCAGGAGAAAGAGUUUUGAUGAUAGCCAGUUGUCACUUGGUGAUAUGCCAAGCUACGUGGAUGGUCCAGCGUCUCUCAAUGAUGCCUUGAGUGAGGGACUCAGUUCAGGUUCAGAUUGGUCUGCUAGGGUUGGUGCUUUUAAUUAUCUUCGAUCUUUACUGCAGCAAGGCCCAAAAGGAGUUCAAGAAGUUACUCAGAGUUUUGAGAAGGUUAUGAAGUUGUUUUUCCAGCAUUUGGAUGAUCCCCACCAUAAGGUUGCACAGGCAGCUCUAUCAACACUUGCGGACAUAAUUCCAUCCUGCCGAAAGCCAUUUGAAAGUUAUAUGGAAAGGAUCUUACCCCAUGUUUUCUCACGGUUAAUUGACCCGAAGGAAUUAGUCAGACAACCUUGCUCCACAACUUUAGAAAUUGUUAGCAAAACUUAUGGUAUAGAUUCCCUGUUACCUGCUUUGCUCCGUUCACUUGAUGAACAGCGGUCACCAAAGGCAAAAUUGGCUGUUAUUGAAUUUGCGAUUAGUUCCUUUAACAAGCAUGGUGUGAAUUCUGAAGGCUCUGGUAAUAGUGGCAUCUUAAAGUUAUGGCUUGCAAAGCUGACGCCAUUGGCCCAUGAUAAAAAUACGAAACUGAAAGAAGCAUCUAUUACAUGCUUUAUAUCUGUUUACUCUCACUUUGAUUCAACAGCUGUCCUGAGUUUUAUUCUUAGUUUAUCUGUUGAAGAACAAAAUUCUUUGAGACGGGCCCUUAAGCAGUACACUCCUCGUAUAGAAGUGGACCUAAUGAACUUUUUGCAGAACAAGAAAGAGCGACAGCGGUCAAAAUCUUCUUAUGAUCCAUCUGAUGUUGUUGGAACAUCCUCAGAAGAAGGAUACAUUGGAGUUUCAAAGAAAAGCCAUUUUUUUGCUAGGUAUUCUGCUGGUUCUGUUGAUGGAGAUGGUGGCAGGAAGUGGAGUUCUGUGCAAGAACCAAUGUUGAUCACUGGCAGUGCUGGCUAUACGACUUCUGGCGAAGUGCAGGAACAUUUGUAUGAGAAUGCUGAGAUAGGUUCUAGCACUGAGAUUCUUAGUUCCAAACUGAAGGAUCUGAAUCACUCAAAUAAAACCAUUGAUGAAAACAUGGGAUCCCUGACUGGUCUGGAAAAUGUGGACAGCAGUGUGAACUUGGAGAGUUUGCCUACUCCACAGCUGGACUUCAAUGGAUUGAUCAAUCAGGAUCACCGUGGUAUUGCUGGAGACCUUGGGUUUGAUAAUGAAGCUGCACCUGAAAUGGACCUUAAUCAUUUAAAACUUACGGCAGUGAAGGUCAAAUCCACUCCGGAGACUGGUCCUAGCAUUCCUCAAAUUCUUCACCUGAUUUGCAAUGACAAUGAUGAGAAUCCUACCAGAAGCAAGCGUAGUGCACUUCAGCAGUUAGUUGAAACUUCUGUUGCUAAUGAUCACUCAGUUUGGACCAAGUACUUCAAUCAGAUUUUGACAGUUGUACUUGAAGUAUUGGAUGAUUCAGAUUCUUCAAUACGGGAACUUGCUCUCUCUUUGAUAAUUGAAAUGCUUAAGAACCAGAAAGAUGCCAUGGACGAUUCUGUUGAGAUUGUGAUCGAAAAAUUGCUUCAUGUAACGAAGGAUAUUGUUCCCAAAGUUGCAAAUGAAGCAGAACACUGCUUGACUAUUGUGUUGUCUCAGUAUGAUCCUUUCAGAUGCUUGAGUGUUAUUGUCCCUUUAUUGGUGACUGAAGAUGAGAAGACUCUUGUUACUUGCAUAAACUGUUUAACAAAGCUUGUGGGUCGGCUUUCACAAGAGGUACUGAUGGCUCAGUUACCUUCUUUUCUGCCUGCUCUUUUUGAUGCGUUUGGAAAUCGGAGUGCAGAUGUACGCAAGACUGUUGUGUUCUGUCUGGUAGAUAUCUACAUCAUGCUUGGAAAAGCUUUUUUGCCAUAUUUGGAGGGACUAAACAGUACGCAGUUGCGGUUGGUGACAAUUUAUGCUAACCGGAUCUCGCAAGCUCGGACAGGUACCGCAAUGGAUGCCAACCAUGAGUAGUCAUUUCAACCAAAAUGUGGGCUUAUCUUGUUGGCUAUUGUCAUUUAUUGUUGUGUAUUUUGUAUAUUUUGUGAAAUGUGCAUUUCGGGGUGGGUUUUAUUUGUUCCUUCACUCUUGAUUUUAACUUUCCCUCUUCCACUUUUCUCAUUUGGGUUGCUUUUAAGGGGGCAUGGUGGGAAACAAAUAUGUGAAUUUGUAUUCAUUUCCAUGAUAAUGUCGGUGCUGUAUUGGGGAAGAAAAUCUGGUGGGAUAGGGAUUGUCAUUUGAAAUCCGUGGAGGUUCUUUGAUUUUCGGCGGUUAAUGUGAGUAGACGCAUUUGGAGAGGCAUGUUUGUUCCCUUUGUCCUUGUAUAUAGCUCAUUAGUUCAUUUGUGUUGGCAUGUAAAUUAUACAUUUUCCA
Molecule: messenger RNA, 4921 nt
Organism: Malania oleifera
Lineage: Eukaryota; Viridiplantae; Streptophyta; Magnoliopsida; Santalales; Ximeniaceae
Product: CLIP-associated protein
Exons: 21
Coding region: 182-4522 (1446 amino acids)
Biological process (GO): microtubule cytoskeleton organization
Cellular component (GO): cytoplasmic microtubule
Molecular function (GO): microtubule binding
Source: RefSeq, a predicted model, not a curated record